Astrephomene gubernaculifera is the source of this 679-nucleotide messenger RNA. Lineage: Eukaryota; Viridiplantae; Chlorophyta; Chlorophyceae; Chlamydomonadales; Astrephomenaceae. The record is from the annotation of a GenBank genome assembly.
CACACCUCCUCUAAAUGGGCCGUCUAUUUAAGCGGGGCUCGCUGUCGUUGAUCGACUACGUCGUUUUUCCGCUAGCCGCAGCACUUACUAUUUACCAGGCUUCACAUUUCCUAUCCGGUUCGCGGCCCAACCAGCCGGGUGGUGACGGUUCAGGCCAAACACGAUUCCUGUUUGACGACCUGAAGAAGGCUUCUUCAAACAGCGGCGACAAGCAAUAAGGAGAGCUUGAGGAGAGCCUAGAAACAACUCAGCAACCACCACUCAGCAACACCCAACCUCCAAACCAACGGCAGCAGCUGUGUAGCACCCCCGCCAGCCCACCACCACCACCACCCAUGUCCCCCUCCAACGCGGUCCACUACGACCGCUGGUUCCAGACGGCGGAUGCGGACAGGGACGGGCGGGUGACGGGCGCGGAUGCGGUGGCGUUCUUCGGGCGCUCGGGGCUCCCUCGGGAGGUGCUGGCCACCGUGUGGGAGCUGGCCAACGACCGGCGGCUGGGCUACCUGGACCGGCUGGCCUUCCACAAGGCCAUGGACCUCAUUGCACUGGCGCAGUCGGGUCGGCCGGUGAGCAAGGAGAACUACCUGGCCCAGAUCGACUCGGGCGGCUUCCGCCUUCCCGUGCUGGCGGGGCUGAGCGACGCGGAGGGCAACCCGCUGGACGGCAACCCGGGGGG